CGGAAGCACAAACCUUGGGGAGCCCGCGGUUCCCCACCGGCGCUGCCCUCCCGGGUCUGCUCUCGCAGCCCUUCCCUCCAACCCCCAGGCCGACAGCCCUGCCCCCCGCAGCCGGUGUCCCAGGGCGGGGACCUCAGGAGGCUCAGGCCCGGCCACUUGGGUCACCUGCUCAUGACCAUGACCUAGGGUCAGACUCCCUGGGCUGGGCUGGACCCUUCCCUUCUUUGGCUCAGUGUUUCAAGCCUUGUGUCCCAUUUAUGCUCAAAUGUCCCGGCCCCUGGGCCUUGCUCUAGACCUUCACCUGCCCGAGGGUUCUCCAGGCAGUGUCCGGAGACCAUCAGGGGCACACGUGGGGCGAGAGCUGCCAGCCAACGUGCCCGCCCCUGGUACCUGCGCGCAGCUCCACAAGUGCCCCUCUCACCUGAGGAGGAACUCGGAGCGGCUGGCACGCACCCGGCGGUGGGGACCUGAGCCAGGAGGCGGGCCGGCCGGCCGGGGACCUCGAGUGCCUGGCAGAGCGGCACGUGCAGCCAGGAGCCCCGCUCCCACCCUGCUCCCGGGGCCCAGGCUCGUGUUCAAUCGGGUGAACGGCCGGCGGCCACCCGCCACGUCCCCAUCCCUCGAGGUGGCCCAGGAGACCUACACAUUGGCCCACGAGGAGAACGUCCGCUUUGUGUCCAAAGCCUGGCAGCAGGUGGAACAGCAACUGGACGGCAGCCCAGCUGGGGAGAGCGGGCCAAGGGCUGUGCAGUACACGGAGAGGACGCCAGACCCCCGACUGCAGGCCCUCUGCUACCCCCCCCAGACUUUGUGCCCAUCGACUUGGACGAAUGGUGGGCGCAGCAGUUCUUGGCUAGAAUCACCAACUGCUCGUAGCCGCUGCGUCGGGAGGAAUGUUGCCCAUGCUGGCCCCGACCCUGCCCCACAGUGGACCCUGUGCCCACCAGAACAGGCCCUGCGUUGCUCUGGGCCUUGCCGGUGCCCACCUCACCUGAAGUGCCAGCAUUUGGACUUUUGCACCUGCUGUUCCCUUGGCCUGACAGCCCCAGGCCGUCAAGGAUGACGGUUGAACUUGUCUGACCUCAAUCCUGCUCACUGUGCCCUGGGCCAGCCCUUGGGGCUGGCAGGGAGGAGCUCCUGGCUAAUAAAGUCGAGAAACUGCCUGUU
Molecule: messenger RNA, 1167 nt
Organism: Choloepus didactylus (southern two-toed sloth)
Lineage: Eukaryota; Metazoa; Chordata; Mammalia; Pilosa; Megalonychidae
Gene: MCRIP2
Product: MAPK regulated corepressor interacting protein 2
Exons: 5
Coding region: 266-1063 (265 amino acids)
Source: RefSeq, a predicted model, not a curated record